AAGGGGGGCACACGGGGGGGGGGAAUCAGACACGAACCGAAACCCGAGCACAGAUUUUUUUUUAUUAUACCUCGAGCGUCUUGACCAAAAAAAAAACACAACAACAACAAAACGACGACCAUCCGCAACCACCACCACCCCGGCCAUCGAUUCGCAACAACACCCGCCGUCGCCGUCGCCACGAUCAUGGACGCCGGGGCGAGCGGCCGCCUAAAGGAGCCGUGAGGCGGGACCCCCCGGGCCGGGGCGGGGGGGAUCGGGGGGGAAGCCUCACGGGGGUGGGAGGUGGAGGCGCCACCACCGCCACCACCGUCUUUGUGUUGUUGUUUUAGCUUGGGGGGGGGGAGAGUAGAAACCAAGCGGAGACAUGAGCAGCAAGCUGUCGUUCCGCGCCCGGGCGCUGGACGCCUCGAAGCCGCUCCCCGUGUUCCGCGCCGAGGCGCUGCCCGACCUGCAGGACGCCGUCUCCAUCAGCCGCGCCGUGCCGCAGAUGCCCACGGGCAUGGAGCGAGAGGAGGAGUCGGAGCACCACCUGCAGCGGGCGAUGUCGGCGCAGCAGGCGUACGGCGAGAAGCGCGAGAGCAUGGUGAUACCCGUGCCCGAGGCGCAGAGCAACGUGCCGUACUUCCACGAUCUCUACCCCAGCACCUACCGUCUGCCCAAGCAGCUGAUCCGCCUGCCACCGCUGAGCCUGGAGCCGGACCUGCCCGAGUAUGACUUGGACUCGGAGGACGAGGUGUUCCUGGCACGGUCCGGCCGCCGCUACCCCAUCACGCCGAUACAGCUGGAGGCCAUGGUGGAGCGCCUAGAGAAGGGCAGUGGCAUGCAGUCCGUCACGCUUGCAGAGGCUCGGCUACUGCUGCAGGAGGAGAAUGAGCUGAUAGAGGAGGUGUGGGAGUACUGGCGCAACAAGCGGCGGCGCUGCCGGGGCUGCUCGCUCAUGCCCUCGGUGCGGCAGGACCGGCGCGACGCUCCUGCCACGCCGGCCGGCAGCAACAGCAACAACCACAACCACAACCCCUACGUGGCCUUCCGCCGGCGCACGGAGAAGAUGCAGACGCGCAAGAACCGCAAGAACGAGGAGGCGUCGUACGAGCGCAUGCUGCGUCUGCGCCGCGAGCUGAGUCGCGCCGUCACCAUCCUGGAGAUGGUGAAGCGGCGCGAGGCCAACAAGCGCCAGCUCCUGCACCUCACGCUGCAGGUCGCCGUCAAGAGGUACGAGGCCGGAGACCUGAACGGGGACAUGCUCGCCGAGGUGCUGUCGCAGCGGCAGCAGGAGGCGCCUGCCCACUCCCCGGCCUCCCCGCCGACGUUGCUCAACGGGGGCAGCCCCUACCACCACGUCGACUACAAGGCGCACCGGGAGCCAGGUCAGCCUGGGCGGCCCAAGCGCAAGUACGAGCACCAGAAGCACCGCCCAGGUGCCGGCCGUGCCGCAGCAACGCCACCGGCCGCCAGCGCCGUCACCCCCGCGCCGGCCCCGACCUUCAACCUGAAGGACCUCAACCAAUACGACUUCCACAGCUCCGGCGACGAGUCCCCGGCACCGGUUCAGUCUUCGUCAUCCGACUCGGAGCAAGAGAACGGUCCCGACGGGACGUUCACCUUCCGCCGGGUCGCCGGGUGCCUCUACCACGCGCCCCGGGACGGCGAACCGAGCGGGCAGGCGGCCAGCGACGAUGACAACGGCAGAGGCGGCGCGCGUGGCUACAGCCUCACGUCGCUGUCGUCGCCGCCGCGCUGCAUGGGGCUCGCACGACGGCGCGUCGGGCGAGGCGGGAGGCUGCUCCUUGACCGCUUGCGCUCGCCGCUCGACGGCCUCCUGUGGAGGCUGAGCGCGGACGGCGGCGCAGAGGAGCGAGAGAAGCGGGAGGGGGAGGAGGAGCGGGCGGCGUUGCCGAGCCCGGCCGAGCCCGGCGCUCCCUCGCCGCACCCGGCCCUCACCGACCCGCUCAGCUGCCUCCUCGCCGACAUCCGCGCCGCGCGCUGCCCGCACUACCGCCCGCGGCACGGCGCCGCCGCCGCCGCCCACCCCGGCACCGGCAAGCGGCCACGGCACGGCGGCGGGGCGCGGCACGCGGCCACGGACCACGGAGGCUUCACGCAGGAGCAGUACGCGAGGCACCAGCAGCAAGUGGCGGACAUGCAGCGUGAGCAGAGCGCCGCCCACUCGCUGCACCAGCAGCAACAGGGCCCCUGUCUGGGGAACACUCUGGACUCGGCCGGCGCCCUCUUCGCCGUCACGGCGCUGCUGGGCCCCACCGACGCACUGCCGCUAGCGUCGGGCGGCGGCGCCGCAGCGGUCACCGGCGCCCUCUCUCCAGCGCGCGCCGGCACCUUGGCGGGCACGGUGCCUCUCCCCGCCAGCCUCGCCAACUGCCUCCCGGUGGGCCCCGGGGCCUCGGUGGCGCUGGGCGGCGGAGGGCCGUCGGCGCAACAGCCCACGGCGCUGGCGGCCGUGCGACACGUGGGCCCGAUGCACCAGCAUCAGCUCGCCGGCGCGGGCGGCGCCAUCCCACAGCAGCCGACGACCGUGGCCGCGCUGCAGCACCAGCAGCAGUUGCAGCAGCAGCAGCAGCAGUUACAACACCAUCAGCAGCAGUUACAGCACCAGCAACAGUUACAGCAGCAUCAGUUGCAGCAGCAACUGCAGCAACCGGGCACGAUGGCGCAAACGGGAAGCUGCAUCCCGGCGCAGCCGCUGGUGCGGGCCGCCAUGGCGACGCACGCCGUCGGCAGCGGCGUGGCGAUGGCUCACGUCGCGAGCAAGGCCGCCGCGGUCGUGGCGUCGGCGGCGCAACCGGUGUACGCGAGGACGGCGACGGUGCAGCUCUCCGGCGUCCGGCCCCUCGCGGCCGUGCCGGCGCAGCACGCGCCGCGGCCUCACCACGCCCGCCCGGCGCCCGUGCCGGUGCCCGUGUCGGCGCCGGCGCCCUGCUCGCGCCCGGCCGGCUGCUCCUCGCCGCUGCCCGGCGGCGGCGCUCCCCUGCACGCGCACGCGGCGCCGCGGCCUCCGCACGGAGCGGCGGCGGCGGCACCGCCGCCUCGGGCGCUGGCGGUGGCGCCGGCGCCGUCGCCGGGGGCGUUGAAACUCGCCAUGGCGGCACGGGAGAGCCACGAGGCCGACCUCGGCUCCCUGAGCAGCCUCGCCGACAAGCCUGCCCCCAUGGAGGUGACGUGACCUCUGACCGGGUCGCCGCACCUCACCCCCCCCACCACCAACCCUGCGACCUCCCGGAGUUGCGGGGGGGGAGGGAGGACGCCAGCCAAUGACAGCGCACUGCCGCGCCACCGGCCCCGCCCGCCUCCUUCGCCCGCAUCGCUGCCACCCAGGCCACCGGGCCUAGCGACUUGGUCAACGCCACAAAACCACUAAGCCACACCGACCGCCGCUCGGGAUUUACAGCCAAUCGGGGCGGCCCUGUGAAUCGCUUAGCGUGGCUGGGGCGCGCCCCCCCCCCUCACACUUGAGCCGGACCGUACGACUGGAAUUGGACUCUGCACACCGAGACGAAUCCAGAUCUGGAACCAGACCGAGAUGGCAUUAAAGACGUGCGAGGAGCAGAGGUCGUGAUGAUGGAAUGAAUAUAAAAGUCUUUAGUAGGGGCACUGCCUCGAAUCCAGCCUUUGAUAUUCGUUUGAACCUCUUUUUCGUUUUGCUCCUGGACAGGUCCUCUUUUAUUUCAAUUUGUUGUCGUUUGGUUUGGGUUCGGUGGGUGACAUUUUGCCCACACAAUCUUAUUGUUGCGGAUUGUGAAAGACUUCCUGGAGAUGGCUCCCAUUCCGGUUUCUGCGUUCCCGGGGUUCCAGAUUCUGGGUUCUUGCUCAGUGGAAAUUCACCUUCCCCGCGCUCGGCUGCGACGUGGUUUAUUUUUGUCCGGGCUGCGUGGGAGAGCGGCCUCUGCCGCCCGCCCGCCCGCACCUUCGCCCGUCUCGUCUGUACGGACGCGCGCAGAUUUCACACGGGAACGCGCUCGCCUUUGUAAUAUUGUGUACAUAUAUAAAUGUAGAAAAUAUAAACAAACCGAUUCAUCCGUUCGUUGGUAACUUGAAAUUCGGAAACCUCAGCCUGUUAUGCUUUGCACUUGAAACACGUUGGGUUUGGAGAGUGGGUGGGGGGGUGGAGAUUGAGACACGGCCAAGUGUGAGCGGGAGGGGGGCGUAGGCUGGGGAGGGUACUAAGGUGGGGGGGGGGGGGGGUCUGUGAGGUCACCUUGGUGGGGGAAUCAGCUGAUGGGGGAUGCAUGAGGGACUGCAGCAGGGAAUAUGGAUGGCGAAUCAAGUGCGGCUUUGCACCCCCCUCGCUCCCCACCGCCACCAACAACCCCACUUCCUCAUCGCCGCCAUCGCCACCGCUGGUUUCUCGUGGGGGGAGGGGAGGGGGUGUUAAUCUAUUUAUUGUACCGUGUUUACGAGAUUUCUAGUCCCUUUAUUUUUGUUCUUUUUGUAUCUUUUAAUAAUGGGUUUGCUGUAGUGACGUCGCCCGAGGAGGGGGGUGGUGGGAGGGGGGGGGGGGCCCUGCAGGUCUCUUCGCUGCUCCUUGUAAAUUGUAAGGUAAAAAAAGGAUUCAAAAACAAGAAGAAGAAAAAAAACUAAUGUUUCUCAAAAAAAGUUUCUUCUGUCAUCAUUAUUAUUGACAUUCUUAUUUUGGGCCUAACAACAUGUUUAAUGGUUUAUCAUGGCACAGAGGCUGCGACGCAACACAACACACACACAAAUGUAUAGAGAUGUAUAGAAUUAUAUGGUUGUAUAUGUAUAUGCGAACCUAGGGUGAAAGAAGAGCAGAUCUAUUUUGUACGGGGUGUGGCUAUAGCCAUCUCGCACUCCACCCUCACACACACACUGCGGGUGCUCAGCUCGGCUGCUCUGUGGGUACCUCUUUAACCCCUGACCCCCGGGUAGCCAUGCCAGCCACCUCAUACCCCACUGCCAACCUCUCUCUGCCCCCUUCCCUCAACUCUCCCCCUGUCCCUUUACCCAUCACCCUCAGUCCUCGCUGUAAAUUCGGGGGGGGGUCAAUACUGAACGAUCGGUUGCGCUAAUAACCCAAAGUCGAGAGUCGUCGGAUCGUGCCGCAUCGCUCCUGCGAGCGGCCGCUCCCAGUUGGCCACCAGAGCACGUCCACGCGGCGCCGAGAGAUUUCAUUGGCAUGCCACCAAAUUGCGCAACUGGUCGCUCAGGGCGUGGGGCGGGGAGGAAUUGCGUGCGUCUCCCGAUAAGCUGAUUGCGACAGGUUUUUUUUAUCUCUCUCCAAAAGGGCGUUUCGCGUUGCGAUUUAAACAAAAGUGAAACAUC
Lethenteron reissneri (Far Eastern brook lamprey) is the source of this 5295-nucleotide messenger RNA. Its product is annotated as enhancer of polycomb homolog 1-like. Gene Ontology annotation, cellular component: NuA4 histone acetyltransferase complex. Lineage: Eukaryota; Metazoa; Chordata; Hyperoartia; Petromyzontiformes; Petromyzontidae. Gene Ontology annotation, biological process: regulation of transcription by RNA polymerase II. The record is from RefSeq and is a predicted model, not a curated record.